UCUCAUCAACAUCAACUCAUUAACACCUUCUCCAAAUUUUAAGGUUAUGUCACUUGUUACUUGUCAAUUGAUGCUUGACAUAAAUUGUUCUUUCAGGUUUUCAAAUUUAAUGUUUCCAAGAGGUUUGGUAAAUAUGUCGGCGAUUUGUUUUUCAGUUGAACAAUACUUUAUGUUUAUAAUACCUUCUCGCACCUUUUCAUUUAUAAAAUGAAAUCUUACAUCUAUGUGCUUGCUUCGUCGAUUGAACUGUCCGGUUUUCACUAUUGAGAUUGCACUCUGAUUAUCAACGUACAAAUCUAUCUUCACUUCACCAUUGGUUAUGACGUCCAGGGUGUCUUUAUGCAAAACUGGGACAUCGCGGACGAAAAGGGGGUCUGCUCGGCCGACGCAGACUACAAGGACGCAGCCCUAGUCUGCGGCAAGCUCAACAUCAAGUUAACCCACGUCAACUUCGUCAAACAUUACUGGAAUGAAGUGUUUUGCGAGCUGGUACGGGAGUACGAGAGCGGCUGCACCCCAAACCCCGACAUUCUUUGUAACAGAAAUGUGAAGUUUCGAUAUUUUUACAAGUAUGCUGUGGAGAAGCUGGGGGCGGACGCUAUAGCCACAGGGCACUAUGCAAGGAGUAGUUUUGGUCCAUUUUUGGAAAAUUACGACGAGAAGAGUGGGGUGAGGUUGUACCUGGCGAGAGACUGGAUUAAAGAUCAGACGUUUUUUUUGUGUCAAGUGAGACAAAAAGCGCUGCAAAGGACGAUGUUUCCGCUGGGGGAUUUAAUGAAAAGUGAGGUCAAAAGAAUCGCCACAGUGAAUGGGUUGGAGAAAAUCGCAAAAAAGAAGGAGAGUAUGGGGAUUUGCUUCAUUGGAAAUAGAAAAUUCCAGGAUUUUAUUAAAGAGUACAUAGAAGACAAACCUGGCGACUUUGUAGACGUGGAUGACAACAAAAUUGUAGGACAGCAUAAUGGAAUCCACCAAUGGACUUUAGGUCAAAGGGCACGCAUACACAGCUUAGAAAAACCCUACUUCACGGCCAAAAAGGAUGUAGAAACUAACACAAUUUACGUGGCAAAGGGCACAAAACACCCUUUUCUCUACACAAAUUUAAUUUUUACGUCAAAACCGUACUGGAUACAUUCAAAGCCCAAGGAUCUAGAGAAUGGAGACAUUUUGGACUGUGAUUUUAAAUUCCAACAUACUAAACACUGGGUUCCUUGCAAGGUCUGUCAAACUGAUAAAGGUUUGGUCAUUAAAGUAAAUAAGUACAAAAGAGCGGUAACACCUGGACAAUACGCCGUCUUAGCGAAAAAUGGAGAAUGUCUAGGUAGUGCGAAAAUCACAAACAGCGGCCCUUCACAUUUCACUCUAUAUUAUUUACAAGAUAAAAAAAUAAACAACGUUCCUUCAAUUGUAGACAAAUAUGUAACAAAAAUAACUGAAGAAGAAGAUUACCUUACUGAUAACGAAGACGUAAAAAUCUGUGUGAAUAGGUGAAUAAAUAAAAUUUUAUCUUCGUU
This is a messenger RNA of Zophobas morio, 1511 nucleotides long. Its product is annotated as mitochondrial tRNA-specific 2-thiouridylase 1. The record is from RefSeq and is a predicted model, not a curated record. Gene Ontology annotation, biological process: tRNA wobble position uridine thiolation. Lineage: Eukaryota; Metazoa; Arthropoda; Insecta; Coleoptera; Tenebrionidae. The coding region runs from base 340 to 1488 and encodes 382 amino acids. The transcript has 4 exons. Gene Ontology annotation, cellular component: mitochondrion. Gene Ontology annotation, molecular function: sulfurtransferase activity.